GUUCUCAUAUAAGAAAACCCAUCAACAGACUUGAUUCUUCCAAACUCCCAAGCUCCAAAUCCUGAUCCUAACCUCUCUCUCUCCCUCCCUCCCAUUUUCGUAUGAUUUUCUAGUACUCAUGGCUGCAACGAGAAAGGAUGUGGAUCGGAUCAAGGGUCCGUGGAGCCCUGAGGAGGAUGAUGCUUUGCAGAAGCUUGUACAGAAGCAUGGUCCCCGCAACUGGUCUUUGAUUAGUAAAUCCAUUCCUGGGAGAUCCGGGAAGUCGUGUCGGUUGAGGUGGUGCAACCAACUCUCCCCUCAGGUGGAGCACAGGGCGUUUACGUCGGAAGAGGAUGACACUAUUAUGCGAGCCCAUGCUCGGUUCGGCAACAAAUGGGCCACCAUCGCUCGUCUCCUAUCGGGCCGCACCGAUAACGCGAUAAAGAACCAUUGGAACUCCACUUUGAAGAGGAAGUGUUCCGCCAUCACCGAAGACGGUAGCUUUGGAGGGGAUUAUCCACCCCACCCGUUGAAAAGAUCGGUCAGCGCCGGAGCUGCUGCUCCGGUGUCGGGCCUUUAUCUCAGCCCCAGCAGUCCCUGCGGAUCUGACGUCAGCGAUUCUAGUCUUCCCGUGGUGAGCUCAUCACAUGUGUACCGCCCCGUGGCGAGAACCGGCGGGAUCAUACCUCCCGAAACGACGUCGUCCUCAAACGACCCUCCAACUUCUCUCUCCCUCUCUCUUCCGGGGGUCGAUUCGUGCGAGGUUUCCAACCGUGCACCGGAACCCAACCAUGCACCGCCUGCAAACCCUAUUCAGAUGAUACCUACGAUGGCUCCUUUGCAGCAGAUUCCGAUGCACCAACACAACCAGCCAGCGACGGUGCCGGCUACAGUCCUCUCCCAGGGGGAGAAACCAUUUAUCCCCUUCAGUGCAGAGCUGUUAGCUGUGAUGCAAGAGAUGAUAAGAAAGGAAGUGAGAAACUACAUGGCAGGGCUUGAACAGAAUGGGGUAUGCUUGCAAGCAGAUGGGAUUAGGAACGCGGCAGUGAAGCGCAUCGGCAUCAGCAAGAUCGAGUAGAAGUUUGAACAGAGAGUUUGAGAGAGAGAAAACAAUGGAGAAAAAACCCCAUCUUUGUUUUUUCUUCAGACCAUGGUUUCGGUUUCUAUAUACAGAGGAAAUAAUUUUGGUCAUUGUACAGAGAGAAGAAGAACAAGAGAGAGGCUAUGAAUCACCCAUCCAAAUCAAAUCCUAGUUGGGGGAAAGAAAGAGAGAUUGCACAAAUUCGAGGCUUUGAUCCAUUAUCAUCUCUCGGCCUUUGUUUAGCAAGUGUUUUAGGCACAAAGAACAUGCAGCAACGAAUUCAGAAGCAACCCAAAAAACAAAAACAGAAAAAAAAAAAAAAAAAACCCAAAAUGCUUUAAAUUUCAAUCCAAGUCAUAUUUGCUUCUAAUUUUAUCUCGUUGUGGGUUUUUUGUUUUCAAGUUUAUCUGGAAUGAUUAAAAAAAAAGAAAAAAAGAACAGGACACCUCUGUCUGGCUCAAAGGCUCAAAGACAAAUUAUAUGAACAGGGGACAUAAGGUCAUUUCAGUGA
Messenger RNA from Vitis vinifera (wine grape), 1571 nucleotides. It is a transcript of the gene SREBP, whose product is annotated as sucrose responsive element binding protein. Gene Ontology annotation, biological process: regulation of DNA-templated transcription. The coding region runs from base 119 to 1057 and encodes 312 amino acids. Gene Ontology annotation, cellular component: nucleus. The record is from RefSeq and is marked validated. Gene Ontology annotation, molecular function: DNA-binding transcription factor activity, RNA polymerase II-specific; RNA polymerase II cis-regulatory region sequence-specific DNA binding. The transcript has a single exon. NCBI's taxonomy places the organism in Eukaryota, Viridiplantae, Streptophyta, Magnoliopsida, Vitales, Vitaceae.